CUAUAUUGUUCUUCAAUGCUUGCUACUUGACAGUAGAUGAGGAAUCGUGUUAAGAAAUUUUGUCCGUUAUCGAAUCAGUUUGGCAGACAUUACGCUCAGGGGUGUGUGCUCCUUUACGGUCCAAGAGAUGAAAAAUUUUCCGUUUACGUUUCACGAAAAUUAAAACCUUUGUACAAAGUGAUCUAAUUCGUUAUUUUUUUAAUGGGGGUAACAUUGAUUUUGUAAACAUUGCAUGACAUUUACUUGUGCUCGUCAUCGUCCAAAAAUACCGAGUGGCGAAAUAGAAAGACUGACUAACGUGAAAGUGUAAGAACAGAGUCUUCAAUUUACAAUCGUAAAGGAUGGAUAAAGCAAAGGCAUUACAUGGUGGAAGUAAAUUGCCACCUCUUCGGGGCUUAAAUGAUUUCCUUCUGGAACCGUCACGUUUCCAGCUACCCAAUUUUAAUGAUUUUGAGAAAUGGGGUAACAGAGUAGUAAAUAAUCUAAUAUACUAUCAAACGAAUUAUCUGUAUAUGUCGAUAAGUAUUAUGCUUAUUGUGGGAUCAAUGAAUCCAUCAAAGCUAUUCGUUGGUCUGUUAUCAAUGGCAGCUAUAUGUGGUCAAUGUCUAUUUCUUUUUACCAAUAACGAAGAAAUAUGCAAAAUUAAGAAACAAUAUCCACAACUUCAAAUCAUAUUUCUUGUCGUCUGUGCAUUUUUUGUAAUUUACACUAUAAAUUCAAUUCUUGUACUGUUAUUUGGCAUUUUAUUGGCAUUUUGUGUGACUUUUAUACACGCAUCGUUGAGAUUAAGGCAUAUUAAAAAUAAGUUUGUCAACAAAAUUGAGGGUAUGGGAUUGGAACGUACGCCAAUGGGCAUAUUCUUAAAAUAUUUUGGUAUGAAAGAAGAAUUCCUUGAUUAAGUUUUUAUUACUCGGUUACGAAAAAACGUACUUCCAAGGUGUGACCUUACGUGCACAGACAACUUAUACCCAAUCUCUUCAGUAAUAUUUCCUCCUAACGACUGUUUGCCAGUGAUUGUACUUAUUAAUUAAUUGGUGCUACCCUAAUUCGCUGGAAAAGUGCUUAUGGAUAAAUAUUGCAGUGAAAGUUAUGUACUGAAAUUUUUACAAUAAAUUAAAAAAAUAUGUAAUAAAAUUAUCCAAUAUCUUUUACAUUUAUAAAAUAAUAUGUAAAUGCAUAUAAAUUGAAAUCUGAUAUCAAUGAAAUGUUUAUGAAUAUAUAUGACUUGUACGAUUUAUGGAUAUAUAU
Messenger RNA from Nomia melanderi (Alkali bee), 1248 nucleotides. RefSeq names its product PRA1 family protein Jwa (gene Jwa). Gene Ontology annotation, cellular component: membrane. Lineage: Eukaryota; Metazoa; Arthropoda; Insecta; Hymenoptera; Halictidae. The record is from RefSeq and is a predicted model, not a curated record.